Gloeophyllum trabeum ATCC 11539 is the source of this 1203-nucleotide messenger RNA. RefSeq names its product glycoside hydrolase. The transcript has 4 exons. Gene Ontology annotation, biological process: chitin catabolic process; carbohydrate metabolic process. The coding region runs from base 1 to 1203 and encodes 400 amino acids. The record is from RefSeq and is a predicted model, not a curated record. Lineage: Eukaryota; Fungi; Basidiomycota; Agaricomycetes; Gloeophyllales; Gloeophyllaceae. Gene Ontology annotation, cellular component: extracellular region. Gene Ontology annotation, molecular function: chitin binding; chitinase activity.
AUGUCGCACGUCCUCGGUUUGUCAGUGGGCGUUGAUCGUUUGUGCAGGGGUAUCUAUGGGCGCAAGUUCCCUCCGUCCGCUAUCCCAGUACAGGACAUCACGCACAUCCUGUACGCUUUCGCCGACAUCAAGUCAGACGGCGCCGUAGCAUUGUCCGAUCCGUGGGCGGACGAGCAGAUCCAUUACCCCGGGGAUUCAUGGAAUGACCAGGGGAACAACCUUUACGGGAACUUUAAGGCAAUCUACAACCUGAAGAAAGCUCACCGGCACUUGAAACUUAUCUUGUCCAUUGGCGGAUGGACAUACUCGCCCAAGAUACACCCCGUGGUGGUGUCGCCGGAGCUGAGACGCAGGUUUGUGGAGACAUCGGUGAGGUUGGUGGAAGAUUAUGGCCUGGAUGGUUUGGAUGUGGAUUAUGAAUAUCCUGGUAAUGCGGAGCAAGCCAGAGGGUACGUAGAGUUGCUUAAGGAAUUGAGGCAUGGAUUGGACGAGCAUCAGCGGAAGAAAGGAAUAAGCUACCGGUUCCUAUUAACCAUUGCAUCACCUUGUGGCCCCGAUAACUACAAGAAGCUCCUUAUGAAUGAAAUGGAUCGAUACCUAGACUUCUGGAAUCUCAUGGCUUAUGAUUACUCUGGCUCAUGGGACCAGAUUGCAAACCAUCAAGCCAACGUCUUUGGCGGCCCGAUCAGCACAUCGGAGGCUGUUAAAUACUACGUCUCACAAGGUGUCCCUCGCCACAAGCUUGUCAUUGGUUUACCUCUCUACGGGCGUUCAUUCAUGAAUACCAAUGGUCCCGGCCACCCGUUCUCCGGAAUUGGCCCAGGGACUUGGGAGCAAGGCGUAUACGAUUAUCGCGCUUUACCGCUGCCAGGGGCUCAUAUGUUCCGAGACGAGAGGGCACUCGCAAGCUGGUCCUACGAUUAUAGCAAGAAGGAGAUGGUGAGCUUCGACUCGGAGGAGGUGGGGAAAUGGAAGGCCGAGUGGAUACGGCGGGAAGGCCUGGGUGGGGCGAUGUAUUGGGAGCUCAGUGGUGAUAAGGGAGGGAUGAGGGUGGGGAUGGAGGGUGGACCUGGGAAGGAUCCCCAGCCAGGAGGGAGCUUGGUGACGGCGGUGAACCGGGUAUUUGGAAAGCUGGACGGGAGUGAGAAUUGGUUGGAGUAUGAGGGUAGCAAGUUCGACAACCUGCGCAAUGGUAUGGCUUGA